Messenger RNA from Eubalaena glacialis (North Atlantic right whale), 1611 nucleotides. RefSeq names its product potassium voltage-gated channel modifier subfamily G member 4 (gene KCNG4). Gene Ontology annotation, molecular function: delayed rectifier potassium channel activity. Gene Ontology annotation, biological process: potassium ion transmembrane transport; protein homooligomerization. The transcript has 2 exons. The coding region runs from base 1 to 1611 and encodes 536 amino acids. Gene Ontology annotation, cellular component: voltage-gated potassium channel complex; membrane. The record is from RefSeq and is a predicted model, not a curated record. Lineage: Eukaryota; Metazoa; Chordata; Mammalia; Artiodactyla; Balaenidae.
AUGAGGAGAUGCUGUCUAGGACUCUGCCCUGAGAGUGAUGUCUCCCCCGUUCUCUUGCUCUUGUCCCUUUCGGGCGCCAGGACGUCUUCGGUGAUAGCCAUGCCUUCCAGAGACAGGGGCCUGCAUCCCGGCCACCAUCACCUCGGCUCCUGCGGCCCUUUGAAUCGGUUCUUGCCACGCCCCGUGGAGCCCCCGUGCAUCAAGGGCAUUUACUACCGCAGGGCCCGGAAGCUGGGAGCGCAGGACGCCUCCUGGACGGCGGACCUGAAGAAGGAGAUGCUGGUCAACGUGGGGGGCAAGCGGUACCUCCUUCCGUGGAGCACGCUGGACGAGUUUCCACUGAGCCGCCUGAGCAAACUCCGCUUCUGCCGGAGCCACGAGGAGAUCGCGCAGCUCUGCGACGAUUACGACGAGGGUAACCAAGAGUUCUUCUUUGACCGGAGCCCCAGAGCUUUCGGCGUGAUCGUGAGCUUCCUGGCGGCAGGCAAGCUGGUCCUCCUCCAGGAGAUGUGUGUGCUGUCCUUCCAGGAGGAGCUGACCUACUGGGGGAUCGAAGAAGCCAAUCUGGAGACGUGCUGCCUGCAGACAUUGCUGAGGAAGCUGGACGAAGUGACCGAGCCGCGCACGGAGGAGACGCUGCAGCGUCGGGCAGCCAGCCGCCCCGCCGUGCACAUGUCCCGCUGGGCGCUCUUCAGGAACCGGCUGCGGGAGAUGGUGGAGAACCCGCAGUCGGGGCUCCCCGGAAAGGUCUUUGCUUGUCUGUCCAUCCUCUUCGUGGCCACCAUGGCCGUCAGCCUGUGCGUUAGCACCAUGCCGGACCUGAGGGCGGAGGAGGGCAAGGGGGAGUGCUCGCAGAAGUGCUACUCCAUUUUCAUCGUGGAGACCGUCUGCGUGGCCUGGUUUUCCCUGGAGUUCUGCUUGCGGUUUGUCCAGGCCCAGAACAAGUGCCAGUUCUUCCAAGGGCCCCUGAACAUCAUCGACAUCCUGGCCAUCUCCCCCUACUACGUGUCCCUCGCGGUGUCCGACGAGCCCCAGGAGGACGGCGCGAGGCCGAGCCGGAGCCCGUACCUGGAGAAGGCGGGACUGGCGCUGCGCGUGCUCCGGGCACUGCGCAUCCUCUACGUGAUGCGCCUCGCCCGCCACUCGCUGGGUCUGCAGACGCUGGGCCUCACGGUGCGCCGCUGCACGCGCGAGCUCGGCCUGCUCCUCCUCUUCCUCUGCGUAGCCAUCACCCUCUUCUCUCCUCUGAUCUACGUGGCCGAGAAUGAGGCCGGGCGAGUUCUGGAGUUCACCAGCAUCCCGGCCUCCUAUUGGUGGGCCGUCAUCUCCAUGACGACAGUGGGCUACGGAGACAUGGUCCCGAGCAGCGUGCCGGGCCAGAUGGUGGCCCUCAGCAGCAUCCUGAGCGGCAUCCUCAUCAUGGCCUUCCCGGCCACGUCCAUCUUUCACAUUUUCUCACACUCCUACCUGGAGCUCAAGAAGGAGCAGGAGAGGCUGGAGGCUCGCUUCCGCCGCCUGCAGAACGCGGCCACGGCCAGUGAACACGAACUCUUAAACGACGUCCAAGACCUGAUCCUGGAGGGCCCUGCCUUGCCCAUCGCAUACAUUUAA